Oenanthe melanoleuca is the source of this 905-nucleotide messenger RNA. RefSeq names its product UPF0500 protein C1orf216-like. Bases 1 to 753 code for a protein of 250 amino acids. The record is from RefSeq and is a predicted model, not a curated record. The transcript has a single exon. NCBI's taxonomy places the organism in Eukaryota, Metazoa, Chordata, Aves, Passeriformes, Muscicapidae.
AUGGCUGAGACAGCAGCCGUAAUACCAAGAGAGGAAGAGGAGUUCCAAAACAGCAGUGAUGAUGAAGACCGAUCUCCGACUCAUGAUGCUGUGUCAGCACGCCCCGGUUGCUCUGCCAGCCCUUGGCUAGACAGCGUUAAUGAAGACAAGGGACUCCCAGGAGCGCCAGAAAGACUGGCUGUCCUCUCCAGCAGGGCAGCGGCCCAGCUGAAAGCCCUGCCUGGCCCAGGGAUGGUCAGUGGUGGCCAGGCACAGAGGACAGCCCCUGGGCUGGCUGAGCAUCCCCUGGCAGCUGUAGAUGCAUUGUUAGGCUCCUCCUCAUGCCCUGACAGCCCGCUAGCCUCCCUGCCUGCCAAAAGCCACUGCUGCAAUGGCAAAUGGUGCUCAGAGGUGCUGCAGGGCCCGGGGGUGCCGGCUGAGGCCGGCCAGGCCCGGCAGGCCGGGACCGACACACAGCAGGCGGGGAGCGGCACCCGGGGCAGCAGGGCCUCCUGCAGCUUGGGCAGUGUCAUCUGGAUGAAGGCCACAACAGUAAUGGAGACCUUAGAAAACAAGAAAAAGGAGGAAAAGGAGAAGUACCGGCUCCAGCUAGCCAUGUACCGACGGCUCCUGCUGCUGCGCUCCAUCAGGAGUUUGCACAGGCAGCUGGAGCAGCAGCAGGCCAGGCUGCAGGAAUGCUAUGGCAUGGUGAUAAACACAAAGAAAGAAGUGUUGAAACACAUUUGCUCAACCUCGCCCUCACCUUCGCCGUAAUCAUGUUGCUGCCUGCAGAAAUGAGCUUUGCAAUGCCACCAGAGCCGCCAGUAAACUUGCAUCCCACAGGGGUGGUGUUCUCGUGAGCAGAUCCAGAAGAGAGAAGGUACAGCGUUGGCCCCUGAAUUCAUCUGGAGGAAAAAAGAACAAGG